Messenger RNA from Myodes glareolus (Bank vole), 6370 nucleotides. Lineage: Eukaryota; Metazoa; Chordata; Mammalia; Rodentia; Cricetidae. The record is from RefSeq and is a predicted model, not a curated record.
UCUUGCCCCCCACCCCCCUUUUCCCGUCCCCAGAUAAGCAGCUCCGGGAAACAAAGAACUGGGCUCUCCAGACCUCAGCGUUGGAACCUAGGGCUCUCGGAGAAGCAUCUCAUUUCGGGGACCAGGGCUCUCGAGCUCUGUGUCCCCUCCCCAACCUCCCCCGCCUCCCUUGCUUGCUCGCUGCUCCCUCCCUGCUCGCUGCCUCCCCCAUCAUAGCAGCGCAGGGAGGAAGGCGGCCAGGGCUCAAGAUGGCUUUAGCCAGGCUCUGCGCCCUGUUCGCCUGCUGCUGGGGGCCGGCUGUGGUGCUGGCCACAGCUGCCGGCGACGCGGAUCCAUCCAAGGAGCUGGAGUGCAAGCUCAAGAGCAUCACUGUGUCGGCGCUGCCCUUCCUGCGCGAGAACGACCUGAGCAUCAUGCACAGUCCCUCGGCCUCCGAACCCAAGCUCCUCUUCUCUGUGCGCAAUGACUUCCCGGGAGAAAUGGUCGUAGUGGACGACCUAGAGAACACGGAGCUACCCUACUUCGUGCUGGAGAUCUCUGGGAAUACGGAGGACAUCCCUCUGGUGCGCUGGAGGCAGCAAUGGCUGGAGAAUGGUACUUUGCUUUUCCACAUCCAUCACCAAGAUGGCGCUCCAAGUCUCCCUGGACAAGAUCCAACAGAAGAACCCCAACAUGAGUCAGCAGAAGAGGAACUGAGGAUCCUGCACAUCUCAGUCAUGGGUGGCAUGAUCGCUCUGCUGCUGUCCAUCUUGUGCCUGGUGAUGAUCCUGUAUACUCGCAGGCGCUGGUGCAAACGUCGCCGGGUCCCCCAGCCCCAGAAGAGUGCCAGUGCAGAGGCAGCCAAUGAGAUUCACUACAUUCCAUCUGUGCUGAUUGGCGGCCACGGGCGAGAAAGUUUGCGCAAUGCCCGAGUGCAGGGCCACAACUCCAGUGGCACCCUGAGCAUCCGGGAGACACCCAUCCUGGAUGGCUAUGAGUAUGACAUCACAGACCUGCGUCACCAUCUGCAGAGGGAGUGCAUGAAUGGAGGGGAGGACUUUGCCAGUCAGGUCACACGCACCUUGGACUCCCUUCAGGGCUGCAAUGAGAAGUCUGGGAUGGACCUCACACCAGGAAGUGACAAUGCCAAGCUGUCCCUGAUGAACAAGUAUAAAGAUAAUAUCAUAGCCACGAGCCCCGUGGAUUCCAACCACCAGCAAGCCACUCUGCUCUCCCACACCUCCAGUAGCCAAAGAAAGAGGAUCAACAACAAAGCAAGAGCUGGUUCCGCCUUCUUGAACCCUGAGGGGGACUCUGGCACUGAGGCAGAAAAUGACCCGCAGCUGACAUUUUAUACUGACCCCUCUCGGAGCCGGAGACGCAGUCGAGUGGGCUCUCCCCGAAGUCCUGUGAAUAAGACCACCCUGACCCUGAUCAGCGUCACCAGCUGUGUGAUUGGCCUCGUGUGCUCCUCUCACGUCAGCUGCCCUCUUGUUGUCAAAAUCACCCUUCAUGUCCCCGAGCACCUGAUUGCUGAUGGGAGCCGCUUCAUCCUGCUGGAGGGAAGCCAGCUGGAUGCCAGUGACUGGCUGAACCCUGCCCAAGUGAUUCUCUUCUCGCAGCAGAACUCCAGUGGGCCCUGGGCCAUGGACCUCUGUGCCCGGCGGCUCCUGGACCCUUGUGAACAUCAAUGUGACCCCGAAACUGGGGAAUGUCUGUGCUACGAAGGUUACAUGAAGGACCCUGUCCACAAGCAUCUUUGCAUUCGGAAUGAAUGGGGAACAAACCAGGGGCCUUGGCCUUACACAAUAUUUCAGCGAGGCUUUGACCUGGUUUUGGGAGAGCAGCCCUCUGAUAAAAUAUUCAGAUUUACCUACACUCUUGGGGAAGGCAUGUGGUUGCCCCUCAGCAAAAGCUUUGUGAUUCCACCAGCUGAACUGGCCAUCAAUCCAUCAGCGAAGUGUAAGACCGACAUGACUGUGAUGGAAGAUGCUGUGGAGGUCAGAGAGGAGCUGAUGACGUCAUCAUCCUUUGACAGCCUGGAAGUUCUCUUAGACUCCUUUGGGCCAGUGCGUGAUUGCAGCAAAGAUAACGGAGGCUGCAGUAAGAAUUUUCGCUGCAUUUCCGAUCGCAAGUUGGACUCUACUGGUUGUGUGUGCCCGUCAGGACUCAGCCCUAUGAAGGACAGCUCAGGCUGCUAUGACCGCCACAUCGGCGUGGACUGCUCAGAUGGUUUCAACGGAGGCUGCGAACAGCUGUGUCUCCAGCAGAUGGCGCCUUUUCCAGAUGACCCCACCUUGUACAACAUCCUCAUGUUCUGCGGGUGUAUUGAAGACUACAGGCUUGGGGUGGAUGGACGGUCUUGCCAACUUGUCACAGAGACCUGCCCAGAUGGUGGUGACUGUGCCGAAAGCAGAGAGGUCUCCAUGAACCAGACUCUCUUUGGGGAAAUGUUCUUUGGUUACAACAACCAGUCCAAGGAAAUAGCUGCUGGACAGGUGCUAAAAGGAACAUUCAGACAAAACAACUUUGCUCGUGGUUUAGACCAGCAACUGCCAGAUGGUCUUGUGGUCGCCACAGUCCCACUGGAGAACCAGUGCCUAGAGGAAAUCUCGGAGCCCACCCCUGACCCUGAUUUCCUGACUGGGAUGGUGAACUUCAGUGAAGUGUCUGGCUACCCUGUACUACAGCACUGGAAGGUUCGGUCUGUGAUGUACCACAUCAAACUCAAUCAAGCAGCCGUCUCUCAGGCCUUCAGCAAUGCGCUCCACUCCUUGGAUGGGGCCACAUCUCGUGCAGAUUUCGUGGCUUUCUUGGAUCAGUUUGGCAACCAUUACAUCCAGGAAGCUGUCUAUGGCUUUGAGGAAUCCUGUUCUAUAUGGUACCCAAACAAGCAAGUUCAACGGCGACUCUGGCUAGAAUAUGAAGACAUCAGUAAAGGCAACUCCCCAUCUGAUGAGUCGGAGGAGCGGGAAAGAGAGCCCAAGGUGCUGACAUUCCCAGAAUACAUCGCCAGCCUGUCAGACUCUGGCACCAAGCGUAUGGCAGCUGGAGUCCGAAUGGAGUGCCAGAGCAAGGGACGAUGUCCCUCAUCUUGUCCUUUGUGUCAUGUGACGUCCAGCCCUGAAACCCCUGCCGAGCCAGUCCUGCUUGAAGUGACCAGAGCAUCCCCCAUCUAUGAACUGGUGACCAAUAACCAGACCCAGAGGCUCUUACAGGAGGCCACCAUGAGCUCUCUCUGGUGCUCAGGGACUGGAGAUGUCAUCGAGGACUGGUGUCGGUGUGACUCCACUGCUUUCGGAGCGGAUGGCCUCCCCACCUGUGCACCCCUCCCACAGCCUGUGCUGAGACUUUCCACGGUGCAUGAACCCAGCAGCACCCUCGUGGUCCUGGAGUGGGAACAUUCGGAGCCACCCAUUGGAGUGCAGAUUGUAGAUUACCUGAUCCGUCAAGAGAAAGUCACGGACCGGAUGGACCACUCCAAAGUCGAGACAGAAACAGUGCUGAGCUUUGUAGACGACAUCAUCUCUGGAGCCAAAGCUCCGUGUGCCAUGCCAUCUCAGGUGCCAGACAAGCAGCUAACCACCAUUUCUCUCAUCAUCCGAUGCCUGGAACCUGACACCAUUUACAUGUUCACCCUCUGGGGAGUGGACAACACAGGGCGACGUUCCAGGCCAAGUGAUGUGAUUGUGAAGACGCCGUGUCCUGUGGUGGAUGACGUCAAAGCCCAAGAAAUAGCAGACAAGAUCUACAAUCUCUUCAAUGGCUACACCAGCGGCAAGGAGCAACAGACUGCCUACAACACCCUUCUGGAUCUGGGUUCCCCCACUUUGCAUCGAGUCCUCUACCACUAUAACCAGCACUACGAGAGUUUUGGGGAAUUCACCUGGCGGUGUGAGGAUGAAUUAGGUCCCAGGAAAGCAGGCCUCAUCCUUUCCCAGCUGGGAGACCUGAGCAGCUGGUGCAAUGGACUUCUUCAGGAGCCCAAGAUCAGCUUGAGGCGAGCUUCACUCAAGUACCUGGGCUGCCGGUACAGUGAGAUCAAGCCCUAUGGACUGGACUGGUCAGAGCUCAGCCGGGACCUCAGGAAGACCUGUGAAGAGCAGACCUUGAGUGUCCCCUACAAUGACUAUGGGGACAGCAAGGACAUCUAACAUCAUGGGGCCCGGGAGUCGCUGCCAAAAGAAAGCAGGAGAGAAGAGGGGGACAUCUGGGUGGGUUUGUGGAUUUUUAGACAUUUUUUUUUAAAUGGGACAUCCAAAGCUCCACAGGUACCUUCUAAACCAGGAAGAGAGUAGCCCUUGCUCCCUGCAGGACUUGUCCGGUGUGAUAACCUCCAUCUGCAUGAUCACUCAACCCAACAGCCAGUAGCUUCAUGCAGCAUCAUUUUGUUUCCUUAGAAGAUUACCUUGAAACUCAUUUUGGCAUUUAUUUUCUUCGGUCACUUGUUUUUCUUCAAGAAAUUUACCGGGAUGCUUAAGCGCUCCAUCCCGCUGCCCACGAAAGGUCAAAGGUGGAGGUGCUACUAUUAGUGAGUUCCUAGUGGCACCUGGGAACAGAAGUGAAAGCAUAAAUCUUCACCUGCCUGGUGCCCCAGCUCUGGCAUUUCUUAGGAAGCCUCGGAAUGCUGGGAGCCCAGGUAUGCGCUGAAGAAGACAAUGAGGUGGCCCAUGCGUGUUUCUCAUGGAUUUUUUCCCCAGGCUCCCUUGUUGCUAUCUCCAGACCUCACAGGUGGACCCAGGUUCUGCUAGGGGUCCAGGGGGUCUUAUAGAGGGUCUUCCCUUCUCCAUGUUAAGCCAGGACCAGAAUUGCUGGUAAAUUUCCAUUCUUUCUUCGAAACAACAUGAUCUUUGAGAGGCAGUGCAAUAACGCCUAUCAAAUCUAGAUCCAGAGAGGGCUAAGUGCAAGACUACUCGGCAGACCGCUUAGCAGGAAAUAAGAGGAGUUUGUCUAAAAAUAUUUAUACUCUCUGAAACUACCAGCAGAGACCUAAGAGCCUUGAUUCUGUUUGGUCCUGGGCCCCUUCCUCUGGAUGGAAAGGACUUGAUUGAUGUUUGGUUUCAUCCGGGAAUGAGAUUCUUUCCUGCCAGUAUUUCAGUGAACUAAAGCUCUUAUCAAUCUGAAAAGUGCUUCUCUCCACACUCCCCUUACUAAAUUUUCUGAAUCAUAUUGUAAUUUUUGACAGUCCUUUCUCCAAUGUCAAUCAGCUGGCUUCUGUCAUUGCCACUGGUUGCCUCCCCACAACCCCCUGACUCUGCCGGUUCCUGAGACUAGCGGGGCCUCUGGAUAGACCAGAGCAUCUGGCAAUCAUGCUCAGUAGGGACUGAGGUCCCGUUUGCACUCUGCCCGAGAGUGCUAUGGUGACUCAGCUAUCAGGAAGACUAGCUUCGUGGGUCCAGGUCGACUAGCAAUGACCCAGUGUACAUUCAGCCAGCUUGCCUUCCCUGGAACUCUCCCCAUGGAAACACAUGAAGGGUCUGGAAGGCUCUCCAGCAUGGUCACCGAGCCUUAUUCAUGCUGUCCAAUUAGGGAUAAUGACAGACAAUAUUGAUUAGCUGCUGUGUGAUGGGGACUACUCUAAACGUUUUACUGAAUCCCCAACCCCCUAAGGAAAGUUCUAUUCUUUUUUCUGCCUUUUAGUGAUGAGCAAUGAAGGCAGGAAGGUGACUCAAUGUUCCCCAGGUCUCUCAAACACUGUAUGUCCUGAGCUACAGGAUGAGCUCAGUGUCUCCAGAGCACAGGACUUUAGCCACUCUGUGUUGCCUAAAACAUGCAGCUGUCCAACGAGGCACUAAGCUCCACAGGGAACCCCCUUCCCCCAGAGCUUUACCUUCCUAAGGAACCAUGUACAGAUUGCCCCUCACGCAACAGGAAGGGAGAGUGCCAAAGUACACCCAUAGCCUUUGGAGUCGGGGUGCAUUUGGUGCCCUCAACACAACAGCAUCCUGGCUUCCCCGUGUGAGUGGGGAGGAUUUAUCUUGUACAUUUUGCCUCACAGAUUCCCUAACUUUUAGAACAAAGUACAGAUGAAAACUUGACUGUCUCACCUUCGGCCAGUGCACGAGCUUUAGGAAAAGGGAAUCCAAGGGCAAGUUGUUCCCCAUUGGUAGGGUGUAUACAUCUCCUUACUGCUGUUUUUUUUCUUUCUUUCCAUUUUUCUCUUCAACUCUGUGAUGAAAAUGGUGUCUUGAUAUUGAACAGAAGGAUAGUGAGGCUGCUGAUGCCGUCCAGCCCUGUUGGAGAUAGGAGCUUAUAGGUUCAGGAGGGAAAACAAGGAGUGGGGUUAAGAUUAUUACUCUGGCCGGGCGGUGGUGGCACACACCUUUAAUUCCAGCACUCGGGAGGCAGAGGCAGAGGCAGAUGGACCUCUGUGAGUUGGAGGCCAGCCUGG